This is a messenger RNA of Nelumbo nucifera (sacred lotus), 2067 nucleotides long. Its product is annotated as Tetratricopeptide repeat (TPR)-like superfamily protein. NCBI's taxonomy places the organism in Eukaryota, Viridiplantae, Streptophyta, Magnoliopsida, Proteales, Nelumbonaceae. The record is from RefSeq and is a predicted model, not a curated record. Gene Ontology annotation, molecular function: protein binding.
ACGUGACUAGAUCUUUUAACGCCCUCUCUUUCAGUUGUCCUCACUCUCGUGCUGUUAUCUCCAAAGACAUGGCCGAAACUAAUCCCAGUAGCCCACAUCGAUCCUUCUCUUCUAAUAUAUUCACUAGAGAAAAAACCACAUAUAUCCAGUAUGAAUUGCAUAGAUUAGCAGGAAUUCCUCCUCGAGCUACAUGUCCAUGUUGAUGAUUGAAUGCACAUCCAGUCACCCCUUUUUAGAACCGAGAUCCAGGCUUGCCCUCUUUGAUUGUAAGAGUAAUUUUAGAUGGAGUUCCAAGAAGUCUCAAGUUCAACCUGUUGAUAAACACAAGCAUGACAAUCUUUUUCUUGAUAAGCGUGGGGUAUGGAGAAGCAUUAAUCCCAAAAGGCUUUCAAGGAAAAAGGGUGGUUCUUUAAGGGGACGAGGAUGGAAGUAUGGCUCUGGAUUUAUAGAUGGUGUUUUCCCUGUGAUGAGCCCCACUGCUCAGCAGCUUCUGGACUGCAUACAGAAGGAAACUGAUGCUAACACAAUUUGGGGUUCUCUGGAUAUUCUUCCUCCUACUCACUCCACAUGGGAUGAUCUCAUUAACAUAGUCGUUCAACUUCGCCUCAGUAAACAAUGGGAUCCUAUUGUGUUGGUAUGCGAGUGGAUUUUGCAUAGAAGCUCCUUCCAGGCUGAUGUCAUGUGCUACAAUUUACUCAUAGAUGCUUAUGGGCAGAAAUUCCAAUAUAAGAAGGCAGAAUCUGCUUACUUAGGACUAUUACAAGCCCGAUGUGUUCCUACGGAGGAUACUUAUGCUCUUCUUAUUCGGGCCUACAGCAUAUCUGGGUUUAUAGAGAAGGCUGAGGCUAUCUUUGCUGAGAUGCGAAAAUAUGGUGUUCCUCCAAGUGUUGUUGUAUACAAUGCUUAUAUUGAUGGGUUAAUGAAGGGAAGAAACACUCAAAAGGCACUGGAUAUUUUUGAGAGGAUGAAAAGAGAUAACUGCCAGCCAUCUACGGAAACAUACACAAUGUUGAUUAACUUAUAUGGAAAGGCAAGUAAAUCUCAUAUGGCCCUAAAAAUUUUCCGCGAAAUGAAGAAUCAAAAGUGCAAGCCUAAUAUUUGCACAUACACUGCUCUCAUAAAUGCAUUUGCAAGGGAAGGACUAUGUGAGAAAGCAGAAGAAGUAUUUGAAGAGUUGCAAGAAGUUGGACAUGAGCCUGAUGUGUAUACUUAUAAUGCCCUCAUGGAAGCUUACAGCCGUGCAGGUUUUCCAUAUGGAGCGGCUGAGAUAUUCUCUCUCAUGCAGCACAUGGGAUGUGAACCUGAUAGAGCUUCAUAUAACAUUAUGGUAGAUGCAUAUGGGAGAGCUGGUCUUCAUGAAGAUGCACAGGCCGUAUUUGAAGAACUAAAGCGCCUGGGGAUGACUCCAACAAUGAAAUCCCACAUGCUUCUCUUAUCAGCCUACUCAAAAACUGGCAAUGUGGAAAAAUGUGAGGAAAUUGUAAACCAGAUGCAUAAAUCUGGUCUAAGACCAGACACCUUUGUAUUGAACAGUAUGCUCAACACUUACGGAAGGAUGGGGCAAUUCAAGAAAAUGGAAGAAGUUCUAAGUGCAAUGGAGAACGGCCCAUAUGAAGCUGAUAUCAGCACAUAUAACAUCCUUAUCAAUAUAUAUGGCCGGGCAGGAUUUUUGGACAAAAUGGAGGAUCUGUUCGAAUCACUUCCCUCCAAAAAUUUAAAACCUGAUGUUGUGACAUGGACUUCUAGGAUGGGGGCCUACUCUAGAAAGAAGCUAUACACAAAAUGCAUAAAAAUCUUUGAAGAAAUGAUUGAUUCCGGUUGCUAUCCAGAUGGAGGAACCGCCAAGGUUCUCCUUUCAGCAUGUUCAAGUGAGGACCAGAUUGAACAAGUUACCACUGUAAUCAGAACAAUGCACAAGGAUAUGAGGACAGUGUUGCCUGUUUGAAGAUUCCUGAUUUCUCCUUUAUGAUACUGAAACAGUUGUGAAGGAUCUGAAGUAUUCUGACACCCAUGAAUGGGUCAAAGUUGAUGGUACUUCAGCUACAGUAGGAAUAACUGACCAUGCUC